AUGAGUACUGUAAACACGGUGGGGUACCGGAUUGGCGACGCGGUGAAGGUGUUGAGCAAUGAGGAAGGCUUUGUGGGAUCCUACUACGAGGCGACGGUGGUGGGUGUGUUGCCCGGCGGCAGAGGCUACGUAGUCCAAUACAAGACUCUGUUGACGGACGACUUUUCCGCGCCGCUGACGGAGAUGGUUCCUGCUGAUGAAAUCCGGCCGAAGUCGCCGAAUGUUUACGCUUACCUUUAUUACAUUUCGCAGAAAGUUGACGCCUUCGACAAUGAUGGUUGGUGGGUCGGCAAUAUCACCAGGCAUUUUCUCAUGUUUAACUUAGAUAAGUUUGAUGACUGGAAAGUACGUAUGCAGGCUCACUUGUCUGCCAUGCAUGAUGAGAUGUGGGACGUGAUAACUGAUGGACCCAUCCAAAUACUACAAGUGAACCCCAAUCGUGUUGCUACUGAUCCUACAUCACCAGCGAUGAUUCCGAAGGAGAAAUCCUUGUUAACCACCGAAGAGAGAACCCGAGUAAAUCUCGACAAUAUAGCCGAGGAUAUACUCUACAAGGCUCUGGACGAAUCAUUGUUUCCGAGAGUAAGAAAAUGUAAGAAUGAUAAAGACAUCUGGGAUGUACUUAUGCUCAUAGGUGAUGGAGACGAACAAGAGAAGGAGAACAAGUUAACAAUUGCCAUGAAGAAGUUUGAAGAUUUCAAACUCAAUCCAAAGGAGUCCAUAACUGAAAUGGAAGCUCGGUUCAUAAAGUUAUUGAUGGAGAUCAACGAUCUUGAUGAGAAAAAGCUAUCACAAAAGGAGAUAAACUUGAAGAUUCUCCGAGGACUACCCAAAAGCUGGGAAAUGAAAGUAGUAGCUAUGCGCGAUCAUAGAGACCUCAAGACAACGAGCACUACUAAGAUCUUUAGUGAUCUGAAAGCCUACAAGUUUGAGAAAGAAACACAAAAUGAUGAAGAACCUGAGACGAGAAACAUAGCCUUAGUUGCCAAUCAUCAACCUUCAUCAUCAACACCAAGGUCGAAUACUAAUCCCUCAUUUGAUUUUUUCACUGACGAUCAGCUUGCUUUGUUCAUGAGAAAGUUCAAAAGAUUCAUGCGAAAGAAUCAGUCCUACGACAAUUCUGACAAGAUGAGAAGAACGAAGUACCGAAGCAAUGACAAAGCAAGUGGAUCCAGAACACAUGAAAAAGAUGAAAUACAAGUGCUGUGUUACAACUGCCGAAAACCUGGAUACUUCAAAGCUGAAUGUCCGUAUCCCAUUGUUAAGAAGCAUCAGGACGAGCACAACUACAAGAAGAAUUCGGGAAACUAUCAUAACCCGAAGAAUGCACUAAAUGAUGCUGACGAGGAGCCAAACAAAAAUCAGAAGAAUGCACCAAAUUACUGCAUGUUCUCAAUGGUAACUUCAAUUCCUACUGAGCGACCAUGGUUCAAAAUAGCAGUUGUAGUCAAAUGGGCAACUAGAAAAGAUGCACAGACAGCGGAUGAUGUAGUUGAAGAAAUACAAGCUGAAGAACAAAAUGAUAUAAGAGUUGAUACAGAUGAUAAUGCAUUUGUUGGUUUUGAUGAUUUUGAUUUCAUGAGUACACAGGUUGAGCCACAAAAUGAUGGAAGAAAAAGAAGCAAUUCAAGUAAGAGAAAAAGGAGUAAUGAUGAAGCUAUCGAGAUAUGUGCUGAGAGUAUGCUUAAUGCUGCGAAGCUAAUAAGCAAUACAAUGUCAGAAGUUGGUAAGAACUUGUCUGAUGGCCUUCAAUAUGAUCGUGAUAUGGAUAUGUUUAAGAAGCUUGAUCGUGUAUUACAAGAGGUCGAUGGUUUGACUUUAGAUGAAAUGGACCUUGUUUCGUUAAAGCUCACUAAUCAUCCUAAUAAAGUCGCUUUUUUCCUUAGUCUUGAUCCUGAUCGAAGACUACAGUGGAUCAGAAGAUUUCUUGCUGGCCAUUAA
Messenger RNA from Ipomoea triloba (trilobed morning glory), 1941 nucleotides. RefSeq lists its product as uncharacterized. The transcript has 4 exons. Lineage: Eukaryota; Viridiplantae; Streptophyta; Magnoliopsida; Solanales; Convolvulaceae. The record is from RefSeq and is a predicted model, not a curated record. Bases 1 to 1941 code for a protein of 646 amino acids. Gene Ontology annotation, molecular function: zinc ion binding; nucleic acid binding.